Molecule: messenger RNA, 3903 nt
Organism: Triplophysa rosa
Lineage: Eukaryota; Metazoa; Chordata; Actinopteri; Cypriniformes; Nemacheilidae
Gene: fzd5
Product: frizzled class receptor 5
Exons: 2
Coding region: 827-2611 (594 amino acids)
Biological process (GO): canonical Wnt signaling pathway; non-canonical Wnt signaling pathway
Cellular component (GO): plasma membrane
Molecular function (GO): Wnt receptor activity; Wnt-protein binding
Source: RefSeq, a predicted model, not a curated record
GUGGGCGUGUCAAUGCGGGUGGAGUAUUUUCACUCUACUGAACCUCUGAGGAGUGAAUUAUUACUGGCUGUGCAGCACACAGGAGGGAGCUUAUCGCUCGGCAACUCUGAAAAUAUCAUUUUGACAAAUUUAUGAAGGAAAAAAUAGUUUAAUCUGGAAUUGUGGGGUUUAUGGAGCAUAAAGUGGGGAAAAGAACUCCAAAGGACUGUUUGGACACGCAUUAAAGGUUGCGUUAACGUUAAUGGCAGGCAGCACCUGAAACCUGUUGCGUCAAAUACUAACGCGUGAGGUGAUUUUAUUUUGCUAGGUUUAUUAUGCCUGAAAAUUAAUAUGCCUUUUUAUGCGUCGGCGUUUCUUUUCCCCCUGAUAUUUUCGUCGCUUAUUUUGUGUUUUUGGGGGUUUCUGGUUGUGAAUCGUAACCUUUCGCCGGAUCAUCGGAUGCGUUCACCUGCCAUGUGGAAUGUAAAACUGAGUCGAAGGGAAACUGACGCUUAAAGUGUUACUUCGUUACAAAGAAUCUGCGGAAAAUGAACUUUCGACCUUUACACGGUUUUCUCGGUGAAUGAUUGAUUGACCAUUCAGUCCACGGACGCGCGUGCUUUUCUACGCCCGUGUUUGAAAUGCACUCUCACAGUCGGAAGAAAGUGCGCUCGAGGUCUGGAAUGAAACUUCACCGUGAUUUACAACCUUGUGGACUGUGGACAUGCUGCUGGAGCUAUUAAGGUUUCCUUUUGGGAUUUCUUCUUUCCGAAAAGCAGCAAUAAAUUAAAAAAGGAAAAAGAAGAAAGAGGAAAAAGCCGAGCUGAGAAAAUACUCAAGAAUUGAAAUGCAUAUUUUUUUCAGUAUGAGGAAACCUGCAGAUAAGCCUCACUUCACCGCGGCGACCUCAGGUAUGCACCUGGUUGGAUUUUACCUACAUUUUCUCCUCCUGUCUCGGUUCUGUGAUGCUGCCUCUAAGGAUAUAGUGUGUGAGCCCAUCACGGUCCCCAUGUGCAAAGGCAUCGGUUACAACCACACGUACAUGCCCAACCAAUUCAAUCAUGACACCCAAGAGGAAGUCGGCCUGGAGGUGCACCAGUUCUGGCCGCUCGUCCGCAUCCGUUGCUCCCCUGACUUGCUUUUCUUCCUCUGCAGCAUGUACACUCCCAUUUGUCUGCAGGACUAUAAAAAGCCCCUGCCGCCGUGCAGAUCUGUGUGUGAGAGAGCCAAGAGGGGCUGCUCUCCUCUCAUGAUCCAGUAUGGGUUCGAGUGGCCAGAGCGGAUGAGUUGUGAGCAGCUGCCCAUGCUGGGCGAUACCGAUCGGCUGUGUAUGGACCGUAACAGCAGCGAGACCACGACUCUAUCGCCUCCCUUCCCCAAACCCACCCCUAAGGAAACGCUGAGGCACAAAGCCACUGCCAAAUCAGCUUCGCCCCAGAAAUGUGACCGUGAGUGCCGGUGCAGAGACCCCCUGGUGCCCAUCAAAAAAGAAGCACAUCUUUAUAACCGCGUGCAUACCGGCUCUGUGCCCAACUGUGCUUUGCCGUGCCACCAACCUUACUUUUCUCCGGAUGAGCGGACGUUUACGACCUUUUGGAUAGGCCUGUGGUCGGUGCUGUGCUUUGUCUCCACGUUCACCACCGUUGCCACUUUUCUUAUAGACAUGGAGCGUUUCAAAUAUCCAGAGCGGCCUAUUAUCUUUCUGGCUGCUUGUUAUCUGUUUGUGUCGCUGGGGUAUAUCGUACGACUGCUUGCGGGCCAUGAGCGGGUGGCUUGCGAGGGCUCCGGCGAUCAACAGCACAUUCUCUACGACACCACGGGUCCGGCCCUGUGCACUCUGGUCUUCCUUCUCAUAUACUUUUUUGGAAUGGCUAGCUCCAUCUGGUGGGUGGUGCUGUCUUUUACUUGGUUCCUGGCGGCGGGGAUGAAAUGGGGAAAUGAGGCUAUCGCAGGCUACUCCCAGUAUUUCCACCUCGCCGCUUGGCUUGUGCCUAGCGUCAAGUCUAUUGCUGUACUAGCCUUAAGUUCGGUGGAUGGCGACCCUUUGGCAGGCAUCUGUUACGUCGGCAACCAGAGCCUAGAAAGCCUGCGUGGCUUUGUGUUGGCCCCUCUUGUGGUUUACCUAUUCACCGGAUCGCUCUUCCUGCUCGCCGGCUUCGUUUCGCUAUUCAGAAUCCGUAGCGUCAUUAAGCAAGGAGGAACCAAGACUGACAAGCUAGAGAAGUUAAUGAUCCGGAUUGGGCUGUUUACAGUCCUUUACACUGUGCCCGCAACUAUCGUAGUGGCCUGCCUGGUGUACGAGCAACAUUUCAGGCCAGGCUGGGAGCGGGCGCUGGCCUGUUCGUGCCCAUCCGAACGCCAGCGCUUGGGCAUGGGCCCAGACUAUGCUGUGUUUAUGCUGAAGUAUUUCAUGUGUCUGGUGGUAGGCAUCACUUCAGGCGUGUGGAUCUGGUCAGGGAAGACUCUGGAGUCAUGGAGGCGCUUUGUGGCACGUUACGUCCCCUGUAGAACCCGUAAGCCGCCCGUGUUGGCCUCAUCCAUGUACAGUGAGGCCAGUAAUGCUCUUACGGCCCGAGCUGGAACAGCGCCCACUGGGACCUACCACAAAUCAGCCCCAUCAUCACACGUUUGAACAUUGGCUGGAUUGUCCCCGUCCUUUAUAAAUCGUGCAAGCGAGUGACGUAUGAAGUGCAGGUCGUGACUCUGAAUGAGCAGGUGUCUGUUCGACCUUCCAGUGACAUCUCUGCAACAUAUGUGAUGGACAGCACAGUUACACUAUGAAGGAUUUUUAUAGACUGAUGGUCGUUUCAUUGUAGUCGAACACUUCUCGUUCUUGGAUGUAAUUUGGAAAGCAAUGAAAUUGUCUAUACUGUACUAAAAAAAAGUGUCACCAUCAUUUUAGUCAUUGUCUGUGGCUUUUAGAGCAUGAAUUAUGGAAAAAAGAUCUGAGAUGGUUAAUGCUUGAAUCAAGUUCUUACUGUUGAUGGUGAUGUUUUAUUUAUUUGUUUAUUCUUGUAAAUAUGCGUUUGAAGAACGUUGUGAUAAUGCAGCUAACAGUCGCUCUGUCGUGUUUGAGACUAUCAACAUAUUUACAGGAUGUGGGUUAGACCUUGUUUUGUGGCAUCAUUUUAAACACCGUCCUAAUAAAAUUUACAAAUGUAUUUUUUAGGUAAAACGUGACGCUUGUAUGGGUUCUCUGUGAAUAACAGGAACGCUUACUGUGCAGGUUAAUACAACAUGUAAGAAAUUGGGAGGAAAAUGCGGUAGUCUAGUGUUAAAUUUAUGACUUUGUUUAUCAAUGUCCUUCUUAAUACUGCUAAUGGAUUGUUGGUUAGCAUCUGUUGGGCAGUUUAAAGAAUAUUUAGUUUUAUCAUCUGAGCUUGACUUCCCUCUUGUAGUCAAUGGUUUAACCUUUACACAAGGUUUAGUUGUUACCCAGCAGACAUACUAGCUUUGUUGAAAAAAAAGAAAAUGCCAAAUAUUAGGUUUUAAACACUGUAGAGGUUUUGAUCCAUAUGUCAAAUGCUUAUUCGGAUUGAAUUCUGUCUCAAUCUGUUAACCUCUGUCCGUUUUGACUUCUCUUUGCUGUCCCAGUUGGUUUAGAAAUAGGUUUUCCACUUUUGAAAUUCUUAAAUGAUCCCAAGCGAACUCUGAACUCAACAUCUAGCCCAUUUCCUCUGCAUCACUUACAGUUGUAUUGCUUUUGUUUGUGUACAGAAUUGUUUGGGUCUAUUCAUUUGUAAAUCUUGAAAAAGACUCGAGUCCAGACUGCAACUUGUACAUAUUUUGUUUAGUAAAAAACGAGUGCUACAGUUUUAAAUAUCUAAAAAAUCUCUUUAUGUAAAGUGUCUUAUAUGUUUCUUUUGUUUCUCUUACUGGUAGAGAAUAAAAGUGAGCAGCAAUCUGUGAACCUGCAAGUCAGAU